AUGCUUACGACCAUAAACCAAGGAUUCCCUCUGGUUCCUGCAUCCCAGCCGCGCACACCUACUAAAACGCGCAAACUACGCCUAUCCUACAAUCAGGUUUACUACACCUGCGCAGUCACCCAGCAGGCAACACCAAGACAUAAAUUGGGUCGCAAGCAUAGGCUUUCAGAGCGCCUUAUAUCUGAUACUAUUACGUAUACUCGCUCUGAUUUCGAGAUUCGUAUUAAAGGCUUUGAUGAGAUCGUUCACGAUCUUAAUCUUCCUGUUUGCGGUGAAACCCUUCGACGUGAGCUUCAAAAACGAGACUACGAGAAGCGCAAAGCUCAGAGAAAGCUACCGCUUGAAGAUAAGCCAGAAGCUCGUCAACUACGGCUUCAAUGGGCGUACGAACACCUUAAAUGGUCCUAUGAAGACUGGAAGAAGGUAAUUUGA
This is a messenger RNA of Penicillium cinerascens, 432 nucleotides long. RefSeq lists its product as uncharacterized. Gene Ontology annotation, biological process: DNA transposition; DNA integration. The transcript is spliced from 2 exons. The record is from RefSeq and is a predicted model, not a curated record. The coding region runs from base 1 to 432 and encodes 143 amino acids. NCBI's taxonomy places the organism in Eukaryota, Fungi, Ascomycota, Eurotiomycetes, Eurotiales, Aspergillaceae. Gene Ontology annotation, molecular function: DNA binding.